Drosophila busckii is the source of this 906-nucleotide messenger RNA. RefSeq lists its product as uncharacterized. The coding region runs from base 1 to 906 and encodes 301 amino acids. The record is from RefSeq and is a predicted model, not a curated record. Lineage: Eukaryota; Metazoa; Arthropoda; Insecta; Diptera; Drosophilidae. Gene Ontology annotation, biological process: embryonic development via the syncytial blastoderm; cell surface receptor signaling pathway via JAK-STAT. The transcript has 3 exons.
AUGGAAAGCAGCGAGCUUAGCUAUGAGGAAAUCACACAGGCCGCACUGCGUGCUGCACGGCGUGAGGUGCGCCGUCAGUUGAUCCGACGCACACGUAGCCACAAUUGGAAAUAUUUCUCAGCUGAGCUGACAGCAGCAACGCCGCCCGAAUGGGAGAAUCCAUGCGGCGGCACCUAUUUGCCCACCGAGGGACAAUCGAUGGACGAUAGCUCAGCCCAAGGACGCGUAAUCAAACGCAAGUAUCUCAGACAGCUGCGUGAUAUUAUUUAUACGGAAUAUCAGGAGACCACAUCGAUUGCCAAACGGGACUAUGGCGACUUUGGGCACUGGCAACGCGAGUACACGUUCCUGCCAAACAUGACGCUGCACUCGAGUCGAAUCAAACUGAAGACCUGGUAUCGUCAUAUGCAAACCUUUGUGGGCAGCUUUGCCUAUUUGGGGCGCGCCCAUUACACUUAUCGCAAGCAGCAGCAGCUGAGCCUGGGCGAGACCGCCCAUGAGCUGCACACGCUGCUGGACAGCGCCAAGCGUUUGCUUUGUGAAAUCGAAACGGCCAUCAAUUCCAGCUAUCCGAAUAGCAAUGGCGCCAAACUGAGUCAUGUCAGUCGCGAGGAGAUGCUGGAGCGCCUGAAGUUUCGCACGCCCGCCGAUGGCAGCAAGGAGACGGAUGAGAGCGAUUUGAAGUUCAGCAAGCAGCUUUACUUUCAAUAUGUUUACAAUAUGUGGCGCAAGCUUAGCAUAACGCUGCGCAAUCAGCAUCGCAGCAGCAAGGAGCGCAAGCAGCAUGCCAGCCACGCCUCCACUAGCUCCAAAGUGGGCGCUGGCAGCGCCAGUUCGGGCAGUUCAAUGCAGGCGUUAAGUCAGGAAAGUCGUGAACUCUUUGCGCGUCGCUGCGUUGAUUGUUAA